Molecule: messenger RNA, 840 nt
Organism: Drosophila biarmipes
Lineage: Eukaryota; Metazoa; Arthropoda; Insecta; Diptera; Drosophilidae
Exons: 2
Coding region: 147-671 (174 amino acids)
Source: RefSeq, a predicted model, not a curated record
CCAACAAUGGAGAAGGAGAGAGCGGAGACUUGGCGGGCGGAGCGAGAGUGCCGUGUGCAAAAAGGAGUAACGGGACGCCACCGGACUUUGGACUUUGAAAAGAAGGUGCCACAUCUCAGCAGCGGUGCGGCACACAAACAUGUCGCAUGCGUCCCCGGGAUCAGCGGGACGGCAGCAUCAGGCUGGACGGCGGCGGGAAGCAGUGCGUCAAGGACAAGAGGGUCAAACAGGGACCAUGGACUUUGGACCCGAUGUGGAGAGUUUUGGCGUGCCGUGUGCAAAAGGGAAAUAACGGUUCCCAGAGGCCCUAUAUAAACCCGCAGGGCGCUGGCAGCGAGAUCAGUCAGUCGGGAUCAGUCGUUGAGAUCAGUCAGUCAAGAUCAGUCAUUGAGAAGAGUCAGUCAAGAUCAGUCAUUCAGCAUCAGUCAUCCAGUGGAGAUCAUACAGUCAAGAGCGGGCAGUCAGUCGAGAGCAAGGAGUCGUCGGAGGCAGCGCCGUGGGAGCCUACGAGGAGCAAGAUCGUCACGUCGAGACGUUCGGGAUUGGGAUUACUAGGAAUCUCCGAACUGAGACACAGGUGGCUGAGGUCUAAGGAGGCGCCACACGGCCAAGUUCUGUUCUGUCCUGCCGACGAAGUCCUGGCGGUACGCCUGGAGGGUCUACCAGACUGAGAUUUGAAAUCGAGAGUAGGAAGCCAGAAGGGGGAGAAGUCCCGGAGCGGCGUAACAGAACCCCUAGAGUAGCGAGCCAGAAGGGAGAGAAGUCCCGGAGCGGCGCAACGGAACCCCUAGAGUAGCGAGCCAGAAGGGAGAGAAGUCCCGGAUCGGCGUAUACCCUCGA